AUGUCUUCUUCUCCACAUGAAAUUGUCCUCACCAGCUCUCCUGACGGCCCCAUUAUUGCCUAUGAUGCUUCCUCAGGCGCCACCCUAGCACAAUUCACAGGCAGCCGGUCACCACGCCGAGGCCUUGCAAUUGUUGGGAAGAGUUAUAUUGCUGCCUCACACAUAUCACCAACCACUGCUUCUGGUUCAGUCCACCUUUACAAUUGGUGGUCUUCAACUGCCUUCCAUAACCUCCCUGUCCCGGAGCCCAUUGCACCCCUCACGGCCACGUCUGACGGGUUGUAUCUCUUUGCCGGUGGCCUAUCAGGCAGUGUGCAUGGAAUUUCAAUCCCAUCAGGGGAUGUGCUCAAACCAUUGCCUGCACAUAGCAAGCCUGUGUCUUGCCUUGCAAUCAGUGAUGAUGAGUCACUUCUGAUUUCAGGCAGCGAUGAUGGGACCAUUGUUGUUGUCCCCAUCUUUCAGCUUGUAGGAGCCUCAGGAUAUGACAAUGUGGAAGAAUUGAUAUUGCAUAGGUUUGCUGCUCAUUCUGAUUCAGUGACUGCCAUUGUUUCUGGUACGGGAUUAUGCAACUCCCAGAUUAUCUCAUGCUCAUUGGAUUGCACAUGUAAAUUCUGGAGUCUCUUGCGUGGAACGCUCCUGCGUACCAUUGUGUUUCCAUGCACUAUUUCAUGGGUUGCAUUGAACCCAACAGAGCCUGAGUUCUAUGUUGCAGGAUCAGAUGGUUCAGUACACAAGGGAUCACUGAAAGUUGGAACCAGGCAACUUGUGACCCAAGGCAGUGAAUUGAUCGCGUGGACUCCGAAGCACAGUGGGGCAGUUGUAUCUGUGGUGAUGGUGAAUGGGGGAAGGAAUUUGAUAUCAGCUUCGGAAGACGGGAGUGUUUGGGUUUGGGAAGUUGAUGCGGGUCAGGUGAUCAUGGCGCUUGGAAAUGAGAUGGGGAGCAUUAGUGAUCUGGUGGCAGCUACAGGUAUAAAUUGUAGCAAAGCGAAUGGUUUUGGAAUGAGCAAUGGUGCUUACGGAUCUGGAAAUUGCCACUUUCGGUCUUCUGGCAAAGAACUUAUGAAUAUGCCAAUAAAGAAAAUAUUAGAAAUGGAAGAUGUGUUGAAAGUGGCUGCAAAUGAUAGAAACAGAGCCAUUGAUAUGCUUGAAUCUGCUAUUGCAGUGUAUGAGAGGCUCUUGGAACUCAUCCUCAAGGAAGCCAAGAGAGGCCGUCGCAACAACGAACAGUGGUGA
Molecule: messenger RNA, 1233 nt
Organism: Prunus armeniaca (apricot)
Lineage: Eukaryota; Viridiplantae; Streptophyta; Magnoliopsida; Rosales; Rosaceae
Source: the annotation of a GenBank genome assembly